AUGUUCGGCAUAUUCAGCAUCCAUCAGCUCAUCAUAUCCAACUCAACCAUCCGCCAGAAACUAUCAGCGGCUUCGUCACAAAAUGGCUCUUUGUCAGACAACACAAACUGGGCGCAAUCGGGUAAUGGCACAGCAUCGGACGACGGCAAGCUUUUGAAUGCGGCUCUAGUGGCUCUUGUGCGCAACUCGGAACUGAACGACAUGCGGUCGACCAUCCGGCAGAUCGAGGACCGGUUUAACCGCAACCACGGGUACCCUUACAUAUUCCUCAACGACGAGGACUUUACGAGGAUGUACUUUGGUAAGUUGCCGCAGGAGCAUUGGGGACUGUCGCCGUACGUGACGGAGGAGAAGGUCAAGGAGGCGCUGGAGCGCAAUAAGGAUCGGUAUCUCUACGGCGGCAGCUUCUCUUACCGCGAGAUGUUCAUCCAUAAGCACCCGCUGCUGCAAAAUCUGGACUACUACUGGCGCAUCGAGCCAGGGGUUGAGUACUUCUGCGACAUCCUAUAUGAUCCAUUCAAGUACAUGAGGGACAACAAUCUUAUCUACGGCUUCACCAUUACGCCCACAGAGUCAGCUCCUACUGUCGAGACGCUGUGGAAGACUACGCGCGAGUGGAUGCUCGAGAACCCGCAUCUGCUGCCCGACAAGAGCUUUAUACACUGGGUUGUCAACGAGAGGGCCAAGUACACGCUGUGCCAUUUCUGGUCCAACUUUGAAAUCGUUGACCUGUCGUUCUACCGCAGCGAAGCAUACGAGUCGUAUUUCCAGCACCUUGAUCGCGCCGGCGGCUUCUUCUAUGAGCGCUGGGGCGAUGCUCCGGUGCACUCGAUGGCGGCUUCUAUACUGUUGAAGAAGGAGCAGAUCCACUGGUUCGAGGAUAUCGGAUACCAUCACCCUGGGUAUGCGCAUUGCCCGAACAAGCCUGAGAUGAAUAGCAGGUGUGUUUGCAAGAAAGAUUUGGAUUACAUGUAUAAAUCGAUGUGCAAUCGUCGUUUCGGCGAGGUCGGAAACAUCUACAAGGACCAGGCCCUGGCCCUGGCCCAAAUGGGCAACGAUCGUAACAUGUAA
Molecule: messenger RNA, 1071 nt
Organism: Kickxella alabastrina
Lineage: Eukaryota; Fungi; Kickxellomycota; Kickxellomycetes; Kickxellales; Kickxellaceae
Product: nucleotide-diphospho-sugar transferase
Exons: 3
Coding region: 1-1071 (356 amino acids)
Biological process (GO): cell wall mannoprotein biosynthetic process; protein N-linked glycosylation
Cellular component (GO): Golgi apparatus; membrane
Molecular function (GO): alpha-1,2-mannosyltransferase activity
Source: RefSeq, a predicted model, not a curated record